Molecule: messenger RNA, 1179 nt
Organism: Cyprinus carpio (common carp)
Lineage: Eukaryota; Metazoa; Chordata; Actinopteri; Cypriniformes; Cyprinidae
Gene: prr36b
Product: salivary glue protein Sgs-3-like
Exons: 3
Coding region: 408-1076 (222 amino acids)
Source: RefSeq, a predicted model, not a curated record
GCUUUUCAUCCUUUUCAGUGCUCCUUCUCGCGACCGCAUAGUGUGCGCGUGCGUGCGUGCGCGGAUCGCCGAGCGCCGUUUCAUUCUCUGCUGCCAGGAGACGCGCAUCUCUUUUAUCGCCGGUAGACAGUCAGUCAGCUCCAAACUGCCUUCGUCAGAGCUACUGGUUUUUAUCUCAGCAUUUUUUGCCGGGUUUCUCGACUCGCAGUGCUGCCCACCGGGUUCCAAAUCGAAAAAAAAGGUAAGAAUCGCUAUGUAGACACGAGUACCGACUGGGCGUUGCUGGAGAAAAAGCGCUAGACUCGGUCAGCCAUAACCGUCUGAUAGCUGUAGACUCCAACUAGUGGACUGAGUCCUGGGUUCCUGAUUCCUCUUCUGCUGCGACGGACCUCCAGGACUAGGACAAGAUGAAACCGGAUGGUGUUGACACGGCAGCAAUAGAGCCAAUGGAAGCAUUAAACGCAGGUCCUGCGGUCGAGGUGGUGCCAGUGGGCGAAGCCCAGGACCAGGCUUUGCCUGCAACGCAAACAGAAGGUGAACCGCAGCAAACAGAGGCAACCAACAAGACCGGAAAGGACAAGCUUGUGGAUCCCAAAGCUAAGACGAAGGCUCCUGCCAAAGCAAAGACAACCACCGCUGGAACUAAGGCAUCUACAACCAGCUCCCGUCCCACCACUGGCCAAAGCCGCCUGACAAACGGGGCACAGAAGUCACAAGCUAAUGGCGUCACAAAAAAGACCACCACAGCAGCCCCGGAGAAGAAAACCUCAACCACUGCUGCCACUAAAAAAACAGUUAGCUCUACUUCUGCACCCACAACCAAGACCCCAACCAAGGUGGCUGAGAAAAAGCCGGUGGGGAUGGCGAGACCUGCCAGUGCUCCAGCCAAUGGCGUGAAAACAACAGGGGCCACACAGCCCAUCAAGAAAGCCUCCGCUGCACCAGCCAAUGGUCUGAAGUCUAAACCAAAAACUACAGCUCCAGCUCCAAGACCCGCCACUGCAUCCACCACUAAGACCAGCACCACUGGCUCUCCCAAACCUGAUAAACCACCUGUCGCCAAGACAACCAGGUAAACACCUCAUUGUUUGGGAAUGUCAAAAACUGAGCUCCCAGACUGGGUAUGGUAGUUAGAUAUAGCAAUGUGGGCCAUUUCAGUAGCUCAUUCUUUUCCAUUGU